AUGACAACACGCAACCUAAACGGCAAUUGGAUUGACACUCUCCGAAGACAGUACGUCUACGACCUGAAAGACGACUCUCCCCAUCCUAUCAAAUACCUUCUUUACAAUCCCCACAAGAAGCAAGACUUGUACUUUGUCAUUCCCAACAAGAUCGAAGAGCCGCAACUAAGACGCUCCCUUGUCAAGUACCACCUAUCUACCAAGGGUACCUCAGUCGUCGAGUGGGAGAACGAGCACAUCCAAGUCAUCUACCACCCUCGAUACGCAAAGGAGCUACGAGAAGCCGCCCAAAACCCAGAACGAAUCACCAACUCCCGAACAGCAAACAUGAAGUUCACCCUCGCCACCGCUCUUCUUCUCCUCGCUCCCGCGCUUAUCAAAGCCUGGAAGUUUGAGGUCUUCGAAGAAGACUGCAUCACCUCUACUGACUUCAACGAAGGGGACGACGAUGUAGAGUGUGAAGAUACGGCGGAGCCGCACGGGUGUUUCCGCAUCUCUGAGAUGGGUAGCUGCGAGAUAUUCUUCCACGCGGAUGCUGAUGAGUGUGAGGAUGGCGAGGUCACUAUGUCGUACACGGCUACGGACCAGGAUCGCGAUAUCACGCCUGACUUUGAGUGGAACAACUGGAGCGUUCAGUGCUAG
Alternaria arbusti is the source of this 642-nucleotide messenger RNA. RefSeq lists its product as uncharacterized. Bases 1 to 642 code for a protein of 213 amino acids. NCBI's taxonomy places the organism in Eukaryota, Fungi, Ascomycota, Dothideomycetes, Pleosporales, Pleosporaceae. The record is from RefSeq and is a predicted model, not a curated record. The transcript has 2 exons.